Molecule: messenger RNA, 2060 nt
Organism: Sphaerodactylus townsendi
Lineage: Eukaryota; Metazoa; Chordata; Lepidosauria; Squamata; Sphaerodactylidae
Gene: ANGPTL6
Product: angiopoietin like 6
Source: RefSeq, a predicted model, not a curated record
GCUGCUGAGCUGCAGCUUCCAGAUCAAAGAAGCUGGGAGAAGAGAGAAAGACAUCUGCAGAGAGCGCUCGGCCGGCCGGGAGCAGGCAGCAAUGAGCCAGAUAUGCUGCUAGGGCACCGCCGGAGCCCACCGGAGAAGGAGGCGAAAGGGAACACACGCAGCAUCGGCUUCGGUCAUUCAAAGCCCUGCAAAUUAGAGGUCCUCAAGGAAGUCCAUCUUCCCGCUAUUCGUCCUCACAAUAUCAUGGCAUCUCAGCCCCUGCUGCUGCUGCUGCUGCUGUCGAUCCUGGCCAGACCAGUUCUGUCCGGACCUGAACCUCUGACCGGCCCACGGUGCACUUACACCUUUGUCUUGCCCCAGCAGAAGUUCACAGGAGCUGUGUGCUGGAGCAGCGCCCGCCCUCCGCCCGAGCCGCUCAGCCCCAACCGCAGCGAGGUGGAGGAGUUGCGCUACCAGCUCAGCCGGCAGCAGGCCCAGAUGGACGAGCUGCGCCGGCUGGUGGAAGUGGACGGGGCGGUGGUGAGCGAGGUCAAGGCGCUGCGGAAGGAAAGCCGCAACGUCAACUCCCGGGUCACCCAGCUGUACACUCAGCUGCUCCACGAGAUCAUUCAGCGCCGGGAGCGGCCGGUUCAGAGCUCUCAGCUGGAAGGGCAGGUGGCCGACGCUUCUGCGGAGGCCUCGCGUGUCGCUGCCAACUAUCGCCAACUGGAGGGCAAGUACCAGGCUCUGGCAGCCCUGGUGAACAACCAGAGUGCCCUCAUCAGCCGGCUGGAGAGGGACUGCCAGCAAGGGAGCAGUGGCAAGACGCGCCCACAGCCCCCACUUGUGCCCGUGGUACCCUACAACCCCGCAAGCAUCACCAAUGAAAGCAGGGCCCAUUUUGACGCCAUCAAUGACAUCCAGCGAGACCAGAGUCCGCAGACGGCACCGGUCCAGCACCAGCCUCAUGAGGCUUCCGUCUCUCCAGGGACUCCCCCGCCCCCUGUCGUCGUGCCCGCCAGACCUGCAGGGCCGUGGAGAGACUGUCAAGCCGCCCAGCAGGACGGGCAGGCGACGGGCAUCACCAUGCUAGAGCCAGCUGGUUCCCACGGUAUCUUCCAGGCUUGGUGUGACCAGGAUUACGAAGGGGGUGGAUGGACUGUUAUCCAGCGGCGGCAGGAUGGGUCGGUCAACUUCUUCACUACCUGGCAGCACUACAAGCAUGGCUUUGGGAAUCUGGAAGGAGAACAUUGGCUGGGCCUGGAUCCCAUUUACUGGCUGACCCACCAGGGCUCCUAUGCUGCGCUGCGGGUCCUGCUCGAAGACUGGAGUGGGCGACCGGCACAAGCUAGCUACGAUGCCUUUGCCCUGGCGCCCGAGCAAGAUUUCUACCGGCUGCGUCUGGGGCGCUACCAGGGCAGCGCUGGCGACUCGCUGUCUUGGCACAACGGCCGACAGUUCAGCACGCUUGACCGCGACCACGAUGCAUACUCUGGGAACUGCGCCCACUACCAGAAAGGAGGUUGGUGGUACAACAUGUGCGCCCAUUCCAACCUGAAUGGUGUCUGGUACAAAGGUGGCCAUUAUCGAAGCCGCUACCAAGAUGGAGUCUACUGGGCUGAGUAUCGAGGCGGGGCCUACUCGCUCCGCAAGGUGGUCAUGAUGAUUCGACCUUCCCCAGGCGCUUAGUUUCUUCUUUAGGGGGCUAAGAAAGCACAGGCUGUGGGAGAGUACAGACAUACUUGAGAACAGGAGCUACUGUGUCCCAGAGGUUCAUGCUAUUGAGUUGUAUCGUGCCCUCUCUGGGAUAGAUCUUGGGUAAAGCCGGUUCUGCCAGUUUACCUCUGGAUCUGGUUGGGAACAGCGCUGGUGCUCGGGACUUGGGACAUCCACAAGGGCUUCAGAAGAGGCCUGCUAGAUCAGACCAGCAGUCCAGCAGACUAUCUCACACACAAUGGCCAACUAGUUUCUUUGGAGAUCCACUAAGGGGACAUAAAGGCUGAGGCCUUCAUCAAAGCAAAAGAAGAGCAACCAGGAGCAGCAGUGGCAUAGUGGCUAAGAGCAGGUGCACUCUAAUCUGG